UCCUUCACAUUGUUGGACUUGAUUUGGAGCACAAUCGACAUCCAUGUCUCAUCAACUCAUAGAUCUAGAAUGAAAAUUUUAUCCAAGACUUUGUGUUGAACUCGAGUUGGAUUUUCCAUUUCUACACACUACCAAUCAUAUACAAGACCAGCGCUCCAUCUGUUUAGCUUACUGGUUCCAAGAUGACAAUCCAUAACCGAGAUUUCAUUUUGGGUUUUUGGAUUGCCAAGCUUCACUAACAUCCUUAUUCCGUUCAUUUUGAUUUUUUUCUUUUAACUUACAAUUCUUAACUUUUUUUAAAGGAGAAAGAAAUUAGAGUUGGAAUAUGAUGAAUGCGAUAUCAGUCCCAUUCCUAGCAAGCUGGUUAAUCCAAUUGCAUGAAGGUAAGCUAUCAGUAAGACACCGGAGGAAUAAUUUGAUUUUUUUUUUUCUUGAUUUCACAGCAUAAGGUCAAAUUAUGCAGAACAAAAUAUAGGUUGAGCAAGACUAUGUUUUACUUUGUCACUUUCGAUUUAGAUUCAGCUAGUGCUAGUUGUAGUCAGAGAACAUGCAACUUCUUUGCUGUCAACCUGUCCUUUAUUUUUCUAUUAGCCCCCCUACGCAUGAAGAGAUAAUGCUCACUUGUAUGGGAAGCAAAAGAACAAGAGAUGUUUGCAUCUCUUGUUCACAUAAGUUCAAUGGUAGUAGAGUGCUUCAAGGAGCGACAGAUUAGUGGCCACCAAACAUUAGAAGGUUUGAUGAGCUUUCAGAACUAAACUGAUGAACCUUAUCUUCCUUCAUAAAGGUAGGCUGAUAAACACAUUAUGAUAACAAAGGCAGGUACAACAAAAUCAGAAGAAAAUUGUUUGCCAGUUGAAGAAAGAGUUUGGUGGCAUUGGAGUCUACUAGUAGGUUUAUAACUGAAACAGAAUGUUGAUGUUAAAUUUAAACCUCGCGUAUGAUUUUCCAAGUCCUACCUCAGCAGUUGGUGUUCUGACGAAGUACAAGCUUUCUCUUUCCUUGGAAGCUUUGCUGAAAUUUCUGCUCUUUCAGGUUUUUAAUUUGACCCUUCUUCUAGAGCUUCAUUCUCUAUUUAUUCAUUUACAUGAAGCAACUACAAUAUUGUUUGUUCAUCUCUCUCACAAAACAUCUAUUCUCAAAGUUAUGUUGGAAUCAGUCAGUCAUGUUUCUGAAAGGGAUUUGAUAAUUGAUGAAAUAAAUAAGCUUCAGGUCUUGGAAUCUGUAUGGUGCCUCUGCUAAUGAAUGCUGUCUAACAUAGUUCUCUGAGGAUUUUGUUCCCAGUAUUUCCCUUCUCCAAGUGGUUUUUUAGAUUGGAAACAUUUGAUCACAUGUACUGCUCUCAACUUUCUUCAAGUGGAUAUCAUGACAGCAUGUUAUAAAGAUGAUGCCAUCAGCAUGAGCUUGCUAGCUUUACAAGCUGACUAGGAUUUCUGUGAGGGGCCUCUGCUUGUGGAAAUUGAGGCUGUAGCUCAUGGAAAAGUUGGAGAAAGUGACAAAACCGGGCGCGGACUACCAACGUAAUCCUUACGAUAGACUACGACAGCUCACACAACAAAUCAAACAACCCACGUCAUACUCGGCACCGAAAGGACGCUCACGCUGGUGGGCCCGCUCCCCUUCACCCACCUACAGGCAGGAGAACGGAACCCGCAGAGUACUUACUCGAGGAGACUGGUGUGGGAACGGAGACGAGGUUGGACUGCAUUUGGCCCUCUUCUUUUCCUAUAGUGAUAAUAAUCGGAGAUCGGAGAGAUGAUGCUGAACAGCGGGAGAGGAGGAGUCGGCGGCGGAGGUGGAAGAGGAGGAGGAGCAACGGGGACGAUGGAGGAGCAGGAGCUGUCGCUGCCGAUCCUGCUGGCCGAGCGGGUUGCCAAGGCCGUCCGCGAGGCGGAGUCGUUCAAGUUGGAGUGCGCCGACGUGGGGAAGCAGGCGGAACACCUCGCCGCCAUGCUCCGCUCCGCUGCCCGGGUCGCCGCUGCCUCUCCCUCCCCCUCCUAUGACCGCCCCCUCCGCCGCGUCCUCGCGGAGGCCGCUAAGGCCCUCGAGCGCGCCCUCGCCCUCGUCCGCCGCUGCCGCCGCGCCGGCUUCCUCCGCCGCGUCGUCACCAUCACCACCGGCUCCACCGACUUCCGCAAGGCCCUCGCCCUCCUUGACGCCUCCGUUGCCGACCUCCGCUGGCUCCUGUCCAUUUACUCCGACGAAGACGGCGGCGGAUUCGCCAUCAGUCUCCCCCCCAUCGCCAGCACCGACCCCAUCCUCGCCUGGGUCUGGAGCUACGCCACCACCGUCCAGUCUCCCGCCCGAGCCCCCGCCGACCGCGCCCACGCCGCCCAGGCCCUCGCCACCCUCGCCCUCGACAACGACCGCAACAAGAAGCUCAUCCUCGAGGAGGGCGGCGUGCCGCCGCUCCUCGCCCUCCUCCGCGACGGUCCCUCCGUCGAGUCGCAGAUCGCCGCGGCCACCGCGCUGUCCAACCUUGCCAGUGACGCCGACAACGUCUCCGUCAUCCUCGAGGAGCUCGCCGUGCCCAUUAUCGUCCAUGUCCUCUCGGAUUCCCCGAUGCGCCUCCAGACCCAGGUGGCCGGCCUCGUGUCCCGUUUAGCCGCCCACCAACCCGUUGCCCAGGAUGAGUUCGCCCGGGAGAAUGGCAUCCGCCCCCUCGUCUCGCUUCUCUGUAUCGGGGUGCCCCUCGAUGACAUCAGACCAACGCAAAGGAAGCCCUCGAGCAUCCACUCUCUCGUUCAGGGAAUGGGCGUACCCUCAUCCAACAGUAAUGCCAGCGGCAGCGGCGGCGGCAGCAGCAGAAGGAGCUCAUUUCUGUUGCGGGACUAUUACCAUCAACAUCGCAAGGACAGGGAGAAUGAGAGCCCCGAAGCGAAGCUCGCGCUCAAGGUUGCCUGCGCUGACGCGCUCUGGAUGCUCGCCAAAGGGUGCCUCUCCAACUGCCGCAAGAUCACCGAAACCAAAGGCCUCCUCUGCCUAUCCAAAAUCAUUGAACUCGAGAAAGGCGAGCUGCAGCAGCACUGCAUGAUGACCGUGAUGGAAAUUGCGGCCGCUGCCGAGAUGGAUGCCGACCUCCGGCGCUCAGCCUUCAGGAUGAACUCCCCGGCUGCCAGGUCGGUGGUGGAGCACCUCAUUCAAGUGUCCCAGCAGGGGAGCAGCGUCGUUCUUCAGAUCUCAGCUAUCAAGGCCAUUGGCUGCUUGGCCAGGACAUUCCCUGCGAAAGAGACCAAGGUCUUAUGCCCGCUCGUUCUCCAACUUGGACAUUGGAACCCAGAGGUGGCGGCUGAAGCAGCCAAGGCUUUGGGGAAGUUUGCUAACCCGGAGAAUUUCAACUGUGUGGAGCACUCAAAGACGAUCACAGAGUUCGCUGGGGUGCCAGUGCUGAUGCGGCUGCACCGAUCAGGGGAGAAGGCACAGCUGCCUGCAGUGAUCCUGCUCAGUUACUUGGCAUUGCACAUUCCUAAGAGUGAAGCUCUGGAACGCGCAAAGGUCUUGGGGGCUCUACAAUCAGUCGCCAGGAGUCCACUGGCACAGGAUUCCUCUAUAAGAGAUAUGCUUCCUAGGGCUAUCUACCAACUUGAGCUUUUUCAGGUUGGAUUGCAUUCCCACAUACAAAUGUAUGAACCGUGAGCUCUACCAUCACUGAUUGGCAUUUCCUCCUCCCUCAAGACAGAUCCACUAUACCUGAGGCCAAUUUAGAAUGAUCUACAUGGAUCCAUUGAGCUUUUUCAGGUGAGAAGGCACAACUGCCUGCAGUGAUCCUGCUCAGUUACUUGGCAUCUCACAUUCCUAAGAGUGAAGCUCUGGAACGUGCAAAGGUCUUGGGGGCUCUACAAUCAGUUGCCAGGAGUCCAUGGCACAGGAUUCCUCUUUAAGAGAUAUGCUCCCUUGGGCUAUCUACCAACUUGAGCUUUUUCAGGUUGGAUUGCAUUCCCACGGACAAAUGUAUGAACCGUGAGCUCUACCAUCACUGAUUGGCAUUUCCUCCUCCCUCAAGACAGAUCCAUUAUACCUGAGUGUCACGGACAAACUUCUAAACAUGAUGUUUGAUGUAAUGCUUAUGUAUGUCCGUGUCUUUUGGUAUGUUCAUACUUUGACUAG
Messenger RNA from Musa acuminata AAA Group (dessert banana), 4104 nucleotides. RefSeq lists its product as uncharacterized. The record is from RefSeq and is a predicted model, not a curated record. Gene Ontology annotation, molecular function: protein binding. Lineage: Eukaryota; Viridiplantae; Streptophyta; Magnoliopsida; Zingiberales; Musaceae. Gene Ontology annotation, biological process: cell surface receptor signaling pathway. Bases 1753 to 3633 code for a protein of 626 amino acids. The transcript has 2 exons.